Messenger RNA from Cladocopium goreaui, 2292 nucleotides. The record is from the annotation of a GenBank genome assembly. Lineage: Eukaryota; Dinophyceae; Suessiales; Symbiodiniaceae.
AUGGCGUUGCACGGCCUCCUCUUGACCAUCUUCUUGGGAUGUCACUUCGACAGCCAUGCUCUGCGAAUCGCGAAGAUCGCGAAGACCGCGCAGCGGCAGCGCUGGCACCGGCACUGGCCACAGAGAUGGGGUAGGUACCACUACCAUCCGCGGCCGCAGAAGUCCCCCUAUAUCCAGAUUCCGCCGGACGUGGAUGUGCUCCCAAAAGACAACAGCAACCUCUUGGGUGCUCAAUGCAACUGGGGCGGGAUGAAUUCCUAUUUUCUGUAUGCCCAGGAAGUGACGAAUCAGCAUAAGACCUUGAAGGCGAUGAGCGAUUGGGGCUUGAAAGUGCUGCGCAUUUUCAUCGACACCGUUCCUCGCAAUCACAAAAACACCAAGAGUCAGUUUGUGGAUUUCCUUGAGCCAGAUCACAUGGGUCCGCCCUAUAAAACCCAAGUCUUGGACCUCAUCAAUGAUCUGAUGGUCAGGGCACACGACUAUGGUGUGAAGCUGGCCAUUGCCAUGCAUGACCGAUAUUCGCUGGGGUGUUAUGCUUGCGAUGGCUAUCAAAAAGAGCUGGGAUUGUUUUGUGCCCCAGCGCACAACAAGAAAUGUGGACCCCUGAACGAUGCAUCAGAAUUCUAUACGAAUGCGACCGCGAUCUCCUACUAUGACCAGCGCUUGGAGUUUAUCUUGAAAUAUCGGAAUCUUCAUUUCAACAAGACAUGGGGUGAACUGAAAGAAGUGGUGGCCAUGUUCGAGGUUCAAAACGAAGCACAUGGCUUCGAUCCUCGUCCAUGGCCAAACGACUGGCACUGCGAGCGUGCAAAAGUCAUGAAAGCACACAUGGAUCCCGCUAUUUAUAUUGGCACGGGCGGUGGUCGAACCUUCAGCGAAAGCACAUUGAUAGAACAUUUCAAUUGUUCUGAGAUCGAUGUGGUGACGCUACAUGAUUAUGAUGCCUGCACGUGGCUGGAGAUGGACCACAAUUUGACGGAUGCCAAAAAGCUCAGUAUGACAUAUAACAAGAAGAUCCUCUAUGAGGAGUUUGGCAACCAAAAACAGUCCUAUCGACCAGACUACUAUUACGCAAUUCUCACCGCUGCGAAUCGCAACGGCAUUCCAUUUAUGCCCUGGGAAUUUCUCAUUCCGCCCAGCACAGGUGAUCAAGGCGGCUUCGAGUUCAGGCGUCAUAUCCAGUGCUGGUCUUCGGUGUGCUGGUUGCCAACCGGACAGCUGCAACCCACCGAUGGUCCAAUUUGGAACUCUGCGGUGUCGACGCGUAGGAUGGAAGGCUGGCAGAGUGUGACAGGACACCAGUGCCUGCAGCGCCAACGACACGCCUUGGUCGCUGCCUUGGCAGCGACGAAACCGCUGGAGCGGCUGGCGCAGCAGCGGAGACAAGUGGCCUUGAGUCUGCAGGCAGUGCAGGCGCUUCAGCAAGCCAAUGCUGCAGAUGAAAAUGAACCACUGGUGAUGCCUGGCAGGGCUUUCUUCACACCACAUAGGCAGAAAGAUCAGCUUCGGAUUGCUAGAGCGUUUACCGCCCGAUUGCGGAGCCUAGGUGCCUACUGUCGAGCUAAACCCAGUUGGGAGGCUGUUGCUUACGACCACCUGAAGGGAGCGCAGGUCGAGCCGCGCAAAGACGCCCGGGGUCGGCAAUCGACCAAGGCUCAAAGGCAUGCAUCUGCAAGCAUGGCUGCGAAGGAUACCUUUGUGGUUGUCUACACUCACAAGGGAAAUGGAGAGCAAAUAGGCGAUUCAAAGGAAGAGAAGCCACAGAAGAUUGUCCUUCGCGUCACCCUUUGGGUGAAACAUCCUUUGCUGCUGGCUGAAGGUGAUCGAGCUGACCUUGAUGGAGCGAAAGUUCAAGGAUGCUGUCUGAAUGGAUUUGAGGCAAUUGAGUGGUGGCUGACAAAGCUUCGGCCACCGGAACUUCAAUCUGGCAAAGACAUUGAGCAUAUCCUCCUUUUGAUGAGGAGCGAUUCGACAACUCAGGAGGUGGCCAAGGCAGCGGAACGCUUCGCGGAAAUGCGAAUGGGCAUGUCCAUCUCCGAAAUGGAGGCGCCCGUGCGGCCUCGAGCCCUGGAGCAAAAAAUGGCCGCGGGGGAGCCCCAAGUCUCGGACGAGGUGCCAGUUGGCGGCCAAUGGGGACUGGGGACACCUGAAACACCGCAGAUGGGCAUUCAGCCCGGCUGGUGGAAUCACAGAAAUUCUGAGAGCGACUUUCAAGAGUUUCGGGAGUUCGGAGCGGAACCUGGCAAAUGUCAGCCAUCAACCGGACGGGCUCCCUUGUACCAUCAGCGGUAG